CCGCCGGGGGGCGGCCCCGCGCCGCCGCCGGGCCUCGCCGCCAUCUUGGCCGCUGCCCCGCUGUCCCGGGAGCGGGACGGGCCGUGCCGGGCCGGGGGAGAAAAUGAUCCACAGCCUGUUUCUUAUAAACUGUUCUGGUGAUAUCUUCUUGGAGAAGCACUGGAAGAGUGUUGUGAGCCAGUCUGUCUGCGAUUAUUUCUUCGAAGCUCAGGAGAAAGCAAUCGAUGUUGAGAAUGUGCCUCCUGUCAUCUCAACUCCACACCACUACCUCAUCAGCAUCUAUCGGGAUAAAAUCUUCUUUGUGUCUGUCAUACAGACAGAAGUGCCACCACUCUUCGUAAUUGAAUUUCUGCACAGAGUAGCAGAUACUUUCCAGGAUUACUUCGGCGAAUGUUCUGAGACGGCAAUUAAGGACAAUGUAGUAAUUGUGUAUGAACUUCUAGAAGAAAUGCUAGACAAUGGCUUUCCACUGGCAACAGAAUCUAACAUACUGAAGGAGCUGAUUAAGCCUCCCACAAUUUUGCGCUCUGUUGUCAACUCCAUCACAGGCAGUAGUAAUGUGGGAGACACACUUCCCACUGGACAGUUAUCCAACAUUCCUUGGCGCAGAGCGGGAGUAAAAUACACGAACAACGAAGCCUAUUUUGAUGUCAUUGAAGAAAUUGAUGCAAUUAUAGACAAAUCAGGUUCCACAGUCUUUGCAGAAAUCCAAGGUGUUAUUGAUUCGUGUAUUAAGCUCUCAGGAAUGCCAGAUCUUUCUCUGUCUUUCAUGAACCCACGGCUGCUGGAUGACGUCAGCUUCCAUCCAUGUAUUCGCUUCAAACGCUGGGAGUCUGAGCGAGUCCUUUCGUUCAUUCCUCCCGACGGCAACUUCAGACUCAUCUCCUACCGCGUCAGUUCCCAGAACUUGGUGGCAAUUCCUGUAUAUGUGAAGCACAUGAUCAGUUUUAAGGAAAAUACUUCUUCAGGAAGAUUUGAUGUUACCAUUGGACCAAAACAGAAUAUGGGGAAAACAGUAGAAGGAGUAGUCAUGACAGUUCACAUGCCAAAGGCUGUACUUAACAUGAACCUCACUGCUACACAAGGCAGCUAUACAUUUGACCCAGUUACUAAAGUGCUAACAUGGGAUGUGGGCAAAAUUACCCCUCAAAAGCUACCAAACCUGAAGGGCAUAGUGAACCUGCAGUCUGGAGCCCCCAAGCCAGAGGAGAACCCAAGUUUAAACAUCCAGUUUAAGAUACAACAGCUUGCAAUUUCAGGACUGAAAGUGAAUCGCCUUGACAUGUAUGGAGAAAAAUACAAGCCUUUUAAAGGGGUCAAAUACAUUACAAAAGCAGGAAAAUUCCAAGUCAGGACAUGAGAAGAUUCUAAGAGGAAAUUCCCCUUAAAAAAACUUGACUGCUUAGUGACUUAUGUUGGUUAGGUGCCAAUUAAUUAAUAGAACACUGAUUAGUUUGGGAUCAAAGCAUUUGUGCACAGCAGCUCUUAAAAUGAAAGCAUAGCUUAGUUUUUCUUAAUAUAGCUUUAAAAUAAGGUACUUUUUUUCUAUUACACUUUCACUCUUUUUUUACCGAAUUGUUGUGCUGGUGAAUAGUUUGAUAUGGGCAACCCACAGAAUGUUACAAACACUACACUGCCAGUCAGAUACCAAAGCCCUGAGGUCAAGCACAUUCUGAAGGCCAGAGAGGCCACUGGUAAAGUCUUCUGGUGGCAUGUUUUGCUGCUGCAGCCACCUGCAAAGAAAGCUCAGUUCCACCCACAGCCAGCUGCAAGCUGGCAUUCCACAAAGCAACGUAAUCCCUUCAGAAAUAGAGAACAGCAGUGAGAGGGGCAGGGGUCCCCCCAGGGCCUAGGACAUUGCAAGUGUCACUCCUGAAAAAGCUUCUGAUGGAGUAAAAAAUAAUUUCUGUGUUGUUUACAAGAAAUCGCCUUUCUUAAGAAGCAUUUGCCUUAAUCAGCUUUCAUUUCUGCCAGCUGCAGAUGAGCUGAUAAAAAUAACAUCCUGCAUUAAAUCUGGGAGGUGAUCGUUGCUUCAGUAAUCCACUUUCUUUCCAUUCAAUCCCAUCAUCCCCAUCAUUUUUUUUUAAGAAUACAGUUGCAGAGAGCAAGAUCUAUUUUUUAUGUGAAGCCUUUGCUUUGAUUUAGAUGUUCCACUUGUUUGAAGUGGAUGCCACCAGGUCUGUGCAGUGUGUACCUUCCAGCGUAGCUUUUAGAUAGCACAGUAGAAGUGUCAAGUGUAUUUAAUGGUUGCGUGCUUUAAUGUUCUGAAAUAAAGGGAACUCCACUGCAAA
This is a messenger RNA of Onychostruthus taczanowskii (white-rumped snowfinch), 2291 nucleotides long. It is a transcript of the gene AP3M1, whose product is annotated as adaptor related protein complex 3 subunit mu 1. Gene Ontology annotation, biological process: endocytosis; intracellular protein transport. The coding region runs from base 104 to 1360 and encodes 418 amino acids. The record is from RefSeq and is a predicted model, not a curated record. NCBI's taxonomy places the organism in Eukaryota, Metazoa, Chordata, Aves, Passeriformes, Passeridae. The transcript has 9 exons. Gene Ontology annotation, cellular component: cytoplasmic vesicle; clathrin adaptor complex.